UGAGGUCAGGGGACGGGCACGGACCAGAGGGGGUAGGGGGUGGGCUGAGGCUCAGUGGAUGCUCCCAGGUGCGGGCACAGACAAAGGUGGGCAGGCUGGCGAUAGAAGGCCAUGGCAGCAGACAGGCCCCGCCCCCAUGGAGAGCUUGCCGCCAGCAGGGCCCCCGGGGUGGGGACCCCCUCUGCCGCGGCAGCUGCAGCUGGUGACAUUUUCCUGGGCCAGUCCGGACUUCAAAGCCCCCGCGGGGGUUGGGAAGAAGGAGGGGGCGUGGGAGAGCAGCGGGCUGCGGACAGAGGAGCCAGCGCGGCUGAAGGAGCAGCAGCCACCGCAUCCGCCGCCGAGAUGUCGGGUAAAGUAGCCCUGGGCAGCGACAUUGGGCAGGCACGGCGCGCCGUGGAGCAGUUACGGAUGGAGGCGGGAAUCGACCGUGUGAAGGUGUCCAAGGCGGCCGCCGAGCUGCUGCAGUUCUGCACAGAACAAGCCAAGAGCGACCCCUUCCUCGUGGGCAUCCCAGCGGCCACCAACCCCUUUAAGGAGAAGAAGCCGUGUGCCAUCCUGUGACCACAUGCCAGCGGCACCUGGAUGAACUGCACUGGGGACUGAGACAGGACUGGUGUGUGUGGGGGGGAAGGAGGGUUCCCUAGAGCCGAGCACAGCAAGAAGUAGCCCCGAGCAUCACUGCGUGUGA
Molecule: messenger RNA, 688 nt
Organism: Sorex araneus (European shrew)
Lineage: Eukaryota; Metazoa; Chordata; Mammalia; Eulipotyphla; Soricidae
Gene: GNG14
Product: G protein subunit gamma 14
Exons: 3
Coding region: 112-561 (149 amino acids)
Biological process (GO): G protein-coupled receptor signaling pathway
Cellular component (GO): heterotrimeric G-protein complex
Molecular function (GO): G-protein beta-subunit binding
Source: RefSeq, a predicted model, not a curated record